Molecule: messenger RNA, 13243 nt
Organism: Oryzias latipes (Japanese medaka)
Lineage: Eukaryota; Metazoa; Chordata; Actinopteri; Beloniformes; Adrianichthyidae
Gene: grin2ba
Product: glutamate receptor, ionotropic, N-methyl D-aspartate 2B, genome duplicate a
Biological process (GO): monoatomic ion transport
Cellular component (GO): membrane
Molecular function (GO): ligand-gated monoatomic ion channel activity; signaling receptor activity
Source: RefSeq, a predicted model, not a curated record
GAUUUAGUGUUUAGUGUUUGUCUCAAAGUCUCUUUUUCUGUGCACGCGAGGUGUUUUGUGUUUGUUGCACACCUUCACACACACACACACACACACACCCACGUUCCUCUGGCCGAGCUCCUCCAGCCCAGCUCUCACUUAAUUACUGUCCUCUUCUCAUCGCUCUCUUUCCUCCAUCUGUGGCGUCUGACUUUUCUUUCCUCAUCCACGACCUCAGAGGCUCAUCCAGCCAGCUCCGUCUCCGGUCCCCAAAUGCCAUUCUGACUGUUUCUUUUGUUUUCCAUGUUGUUUUGCACAAAGAGUCUGUUCCUCCAUUAAAGUUCAUCCCAUGGCUUCACCGGUGUUUGUUUCUUUGUUUUGCUACCAUGCACACUGAAAAGCAGCACAACUCUUGGCAUUAGAACAUUCCACUUGAGGUGUGUUCAGGUUCGUGGCUUAUUCAGGUGAAGAGCAAACCUAUCAAACCAGGAGUGAAAGCCAGUCCCAUCAAGAGAGAGAGAGAGAGGGGGGGGUCGUCUCUGAUCAGAAACCUCGUUUUUUUGCUGCCCCCGUUUCCUCCCCCCUCCCUCUGCCUCAAAUCUUCCUCAAGCAGCUCCCUUCCCUGCAGACAGACACACACAAGCAGUCAAUGAGAAUGGACUAGAAAACGCAGCCUUUACUAUCAAACGGAUUUUUCUCCCCUCCCGCCUGGUUUUUCCUUCACAGUUUUUGGCUUCAUUCUUCUUCAAUCAGCUCUCCCUCCUUUUUUCUUUUUCCCACCCCAUCCACCUUCCCAUUUAGGUUUUAUUUUAAAGUCAUUUUCCUCAUAUUUGCUGUUUAUUAACCUUUAAAGUAUUGAAACUCACAAAAUGUGAAACGCAGACUAGUUUUAUUGAAAAAAUUGAAACUUGAAGGCUUGGAUUUGAAAGGGAUAGUUUGUUUUGCAUGUGUGUAGAGUGUUGUAGCACAGCAGAGGAAGCCACAUAAUUCACCUCCUUUUCCUUUAUAUUUCCAUUCCCCCCCUGUAAGGAGAUUAAAUGCAGCUUCUCCUCCUAUCAUGAAGAUAAUUGGAAGUGGGACUUAUGGGCCACUCUUGCUGCCAUAAACGGAUGCAGUUUUCCUGUGGAAUUACCCUUUAAAUCCUGGAUUAGAUUCCAAAAACGCAUAAUUAACAAAAACUGAUCUAAAAUCUGGACGCAUUUUGUUUGCUUUAACGGACUGAUCUCUGAAUCGUAAUGGGAUUUCACAAUCGAGGAUUAAAGACUCAAGCGACGUCUCUGUCAGUUAGCUGCCAGAACAGCUGCAGCUUCAAUUUCCCACCAAACUCACCAAAUUUUGAUAAGGUACCCAUUUAAGUCUUAAAUAGACUGCCGGGUGUCAGAAAAACAAACUUCUCCGAGCAUCUUCUGGGAGGAAGAGAAGCGAAGCUGCUCCUGUGGAGUACAAUUACCUCCAAACUGCUGCAUUAGCCUCCUGACCUGUGGAGGACUUUGACUAAAACUGCUGUUGGGCUUCUCUCAGUUUGAGGCUAUGAGAGGGAGAGAGGAGGCCCAGGCUGCACCACCAUGCUACUUCUGAGAAGCUGGGAUGAGUCUUUGGCUGGCAAAACUAAAGGUAUUACUCCCCCAUUGCAGAACCAUGCCUGUCUCAAUAUGCAGCUCCUCCCCAACUCAGGAACAGGAGCGGGCUCGUUUCACACACCCACCCAUGUCCCCAUAUCUUCACCCCCACACAAGCGCUCCCCGCUGUUUGCUCCUCAUUUUCCUGCUGCUCUGCCUUCUCCAUCUACCACCGGCCUGCCAGUCACGGAGAGAGAAGGGCGGGGGAGGCGGUGGCGGCCACUACAUCCCUAUCCCCCAGCCGCCCCCUCAUCAUAUGGCUCUGCCCAACAUCUUACGCGGCCUCAGCAUUGCUGUUGUCUUAGUGGGCAACUCCAGCGAGAUGGCGCUGGCAGGAGCCAGAGAAAAGGAGGACUUCCUUCACAUGGCGCCCAACGUGGAGCUGCUCACCAUGAAUGAGACUGACCCCAAGAGCAUCAUCAAGAGCAUCUGUGACCUCAUGACCGAGCACUGGCUGCAGGGCGUGGUGUUCGGAGAUGACACUGACCAGGAAGCUAUCGCCCAGAUCCUGGACUUCAUUUCCGCCCAAACCCAUAUCCCCAUCCUCGGAGUACGUGGGGGCUCCUCCAUGAUCAUGGCUGCUAAGGAUGACCACUCCAUGUUCUUUCAAUUCGGCCCCUCCAUCGAGCAGCAGGCCUCUGUCAUUCUCAACAUCAUGGAGGAGUACGACUGGUACAUCUUCUCCAUCGUCACAACAUACUACCCGGGGUACCAGGACUUUGUCACCAAGAUUCGGAGCACCAUUGAGAACAGCUUUGUGGGCUGGGAACUCGAGGAGGUUCUUUUGCUCGACAUGUCUGUGGACGAUGGAGAUUCAAAAAUCCAGAACCAGCUGAAGAAGCUCCAGAGCCCCGUCAUUCUGCUCUACUGCACCAAAGAGGAGGCCAAUACAAUCUUCGAGGUUGCCCACUCCGUUGGAAUCACCGGCUAUGGCUUCACCUGGAUCGUCCCCUCACUAGUAGCUGGAGACACGGAUGUGGUGCCAGCAGAGUUUCCAACAGGUCUUCUCUCUGUAUCCUAUGACGAGUGGGAUUACGGUCUGGAGGCGCGCGUUCGAGAUGGCGUGGCCAUCAUCACAAUGGCAACUUCCGCCAUGAUGAUGGACCGCGGGCCUCACACCUUGCUGAAGUCGGAGUGCCACGGAGCUCCAGAAAAGAAGACCCCCAUCUCAGGCAACCCCAACGAAGUGCUCAGGUACCUGAUGAAUGUGACGUUUGAGGGCCGUAACCUGUCGUUCAGUGAGGACGGAUACCAGAUGCACCCCAAGCUCGUCAUAAUUCUGCUCAACAAAGACAGGCAGUGGGACAGGGUAGGUAAAUGGGAGAACGGCUCCUUGUCUAUGAAGUACCAUGUGUGGCCUCGCUUUGAGUUGUAUGGGGGGGCGGCGAACAGGGAGGAUGACCACCUGUCCAUCGUGACAUUGGAGGAAGCUCCGUUCGUCAUCGUGGAAGACGUGGAUCCGCUGAGCGGCACCUGCAUGAGGAACACCGUACCCUGCCGGAAACAGAUCAAAAAAAUUAAUGAGACAAAAGAGUCUGGGAUCUACAUCAAGCGCUGCUGUAAGGGCUUCUGCAUUGACAUUCUGAAAAAAAUUGCCAAGCAGGUUAAAUUUACAUACGACCUUUACCUGGUCACCAACGGAAAACACGGCAAGAAAGUCAACGGAACCUGGAACGGCAUGGUGGGAGAGGUAGUGUUAAAAAAUGCCCACAUGGCUGUUGGGUCCUUGACCAUCAACGAGGAACGCUCCGAAGUCAUCGACUUUUCCGUCCCUUUCAUCGAGACAGGAAUUAGCGUCAUGGUUUCCCGGAGUAAUGGCACCGUUUCACCAUCAGCCUUCUUAGAGCCGUUCAGCGCUGACGUCUGGGUGAUGAUGUUUGUCAUGCUGCUGCUGGUGUCAGCUAUGGCCGUGUUUAUAUUCGAGUACUUCAGCCCUGUGGGCUACAACCGCUGCCUGGCUGACGGCAAAGAGCCUCACGGUCCAUCUUUCACCAUUGGUAAAGCGAUCUGGCUGCUGUGGGGUCUAGUCUUCAACAAUUCUGUGCCGGUCCAAAACCCCAAAGGCACCACCAGUAAAAUCAUGGUGUCGGUGUGGGCCUUCUUUGCUGUGAUUUUCCUGGCCUCCUACACUGCCAACCUGGCUGCCUUCAUGAUCCAAGAGGAGUAUGUGGACCAGGUCACUGGUUUGUCAGACAAAAAGUUCCAGAGUCCCAAUGACUUUUCACCCCCAUUUCGCUUUGGUACAGUUCCCAAUGGCAGUACGGAGAGAAACAUCAGGAACAACUAUCCAGAAAUGCAUUCCUACAUGACCAAGUUUCAUCAGAGGAAUGUGAAUGAAGCUUUGCAGAGCCUGAAGGCUGGCAAAUUAGAUGCAUUCAUUUACGAUGCAGCCGUACUGAACUACAUGGCUGGCAGGGACGAGGGCUGCAAGCUGGUGACCAUUGGCAGCGGCUACAUCUUUGCCACUACGGGAUACGGCAUCGCCAUCCAGAAGGAGUCGCUCUGGAAGAGACACGUGGACCUGGCCAUUCUGCAGCUGUUUGGAGACGGUGAGAUGGAGGAGCUGGAGUCUCUGUGGCUGACUGGGAUCUGCCACCAUGAGAAGAACGAGGUGAUGUCCAGCCAGCUGGACGUGGACAACAUGGCUGGUGUCUUCUACAUGCUGGGUGCCGCCAUGGCGCUCUCCCUCAUCACUUUUAUCUGUGAACACUGGUUCUACUGGCAGCUGCGCUUCUGCUUCAUGGGUGUUUGCUCCGGUCAGCCAGGCUUUGUCUUCACAAUCAGCAGAGGCAUCUACAGCUGCAUCCACGGAGUGCAGAUUGAGGAAAAAAGCAGUUCUGCUUUGAACUCCCCAUCAGCAACCAUGAACAACACCCAUUCCAACAUUAUGCGGCUCUUACGUACUGCCAAGAACAUGGCCUCUCUGUCUGGGGUGAACGGAUCGCCACACAGCGCUUUGGACUUCAUUCGUCGAGAAUCCUCAGUUUAUGACAUCUCUGAGCAUCGACGCAGCUUAGCUGGACAUUCUGACUGCAAACCUCCGUACUUACCAGAAGACAACAUGUUCAGUGACUACAUCAGUGAGGUGGAGAGGACAUUUGGCAACCUUCACCUCAAGGAUAGCAAUGUUUACCAGGAUCACUACCUGCACCACCAUGGCUCAACCCUGGGGCUGACUGGCCCUCCACCCAACAGGCCCCACAGUCUUGGAGGCAGUGUGAGUUCCCUGGAGGGGGGCAUGUUUGAUUGUGAUAGCCUCGGAGGAGGGGUGGCCCCCAUCUUUGCCACCCAGCCCUGCUCUGCAUUGACACACAGAAACAUGAGCAAGUUUGACCUGCUGUCCGGACAGACUCCCCCUUCAGGCCAAGGAUUCAAAGGAGGACUGCCUGACGUGUACGGGAAGUUCUCCUUCAAGGGCGGUGCUUCAAGUUCCACGUACAUCCCAGGACAUAGCUACUGUGGAGGGAGGGGAGGGGAAGAAGAUGGAAAUGUACGCUCGGAUGUUUCAGACAUUUCCACGCACACAGUAACUUACGGAAACUUGGAGGGUAAUGCCAAGAAGCGUAAACAGUACCGAGACAGUCUGAAGAAGAGGCCGGCCUCUGCAAAGUCCAGACGAGAGCUGGACGAGAUUGAGCUGGGCUACAGGAGGAAACCCUACCAUAUCAGUCACCACCACUACCACAGUCAACGCUCUGCCUCCCCACCAUUCUUGCCCCCAGAACGAAAGAGAGGAACUGGAGGAGGGGGAAACAAUGACGGGAACUCGUAUCUUUUCAGAGAAAAGGAGAGCGUUAGGGAUUUUUAUUUGGAUCAGUUUCGUCCCAAAGAGGGUGUCCCUCAGUGGGAGCAUGUGGAUUUGACUGAGGGCCCUGGGAGUCGAGAUGGAGUUGUUGGAACCUGUACCUCACUGGUGCCAGUGGAGGAUUUUCUCAAGAGUAAACCCAAAAAGACAGAUUCAAAGAGUGGUGGAGGAUCUGGGUUGGCUGGAGGAGAGUGGGAAUGCAGAAACUGUCGGGCCAGUGGGGGAGGAGGGGGAAAGCAAAUGUCCAUCCACGGAGGUGGAAAUGGCGGCUAUGGCAGUGGAAUGGGCUGCGGUUCCUCGGGAGGAGGAAACAGCCGACCAAGCUCUGCAACUUGCAUGCGCUGCGAAGGUUGUAAAAAGACAGGAAACCUCUAUGAUAUCAGUGAGGACAACAACCACCUCUUGGAACAGAUGGGGGGAGGAACGGGUGGGGGAGGAGUUGGAGGUAUGGUUGGAGGCCCUCAGUCUCAAUCUCAGGUCCAGCAGAGAAGGAAGAGUGGAGGACUUGGUAAGCAGUUGAGGCGCCAACAUUCGUACGACACAUUUGUGGACCUCCAGAAAGAGGAAUCUGGUGGGAUGGGAAGUUUGAUCGGGGGUUUGGGAGGAGGUGGAGGGAUGAGUGGACCAGGCAUGGUGGGAAUGUUGCCCCCACCUAGGAGUGUCAGUUUGAAGGAAAAGGAGCGCUACAUGGAGGGUAACAGUCCGUUUGCACACAUAUUUGAGCGACAUGGGGGCUCAGAGAGAGACAGAGACAGAGACCCACUGUUUUAUGGAGGUGACAGUCGAAAAGGUCCUGGAUCACCAUUUGGCCUUUUCAGGGGUGGUGAAGGCCCCCAUCGUCGCUCCAUUGGAGAAAGAGACAUGAGGGACAGAGACAGAUCUUUGAUGGAAGGAGGAGGUGGGGCAGGAUUCUCUCUAUCCAAAUCCCUUUACCCUGACCGGGUAAACCAAAACCCUUUUAUACCCACCUUUGGCGACGAUCAGUGUCUGAUGCAUGGAGCCAAACAAUAUUACAUGACAAAGCAACAGCAGCAGCAACAAGCUGCCAAAAACAGCCGUAGUGACUUCAGGAGCCAGUUAAGUACAACGACUUAUAUGCCGGCGCCUGCCUCAGCCGGCGUUAUGUCUAAUGUGACUCCCCGGUUCCCGAAAGAGCUCAGCCUUGGUGGAAUGAACCACCAUGGCUCCAUGCUGGGGGUUGGUCCCCCACGUCCCUUCAAUGGAAGCAAUGGCCAUGUGUAUGAGAAACUCUCCAGCAUCGAGUCUGAUGUGUAAAAAAUGAAGCGGGGAGGAGAAGGAGGAGAGCAAUACAGGCAUCAGAUGUUAGGUGUGAUUAAGACAUUGUACACACAUAGAAACCAGAAAUGAUUAAAAAAACAGUUCUCAAAAAGGGAUACAACUCUGAUGUAGAAGAAUGAAAGGUAAGAAUGUCAACAAACAACUGGGUAAAUAAAAUCAGGACAUCCUGAGGAGGUGUGGGAUGCUAUCUCUUAACUGGCCAAAGCUAUUCUGCAUCAUCAUCAAAGAACAUUCCCCUCAACCCCAUGCAUCCUCUAAACCCCAGCUCCAUCAAUUGUCCCAGCAGUAUUUGAGAAGCCACUGUCCUUUGUUGAUUUUGUAUUGAUGCAACAUCUCAUCUUCGCCACUGGCCUUGUGGUGCGUUGGCAGUCUGAGGGCUCCUGCUGGGUGCUACUGAGGAAGGAAUGAACUGUCCAUCUGCCCCUGUGUCAAAGCAGAAAGUAGACACUGUCACAUUUACCAGAUCCACGGCGCCGCCUGGAUCUGCUCCCAUCCCACCCUUCUUCCUCUCGCCCUUGCUCCUCCUCAUCAUCCUCCCUAAAGAGCUGUUUGUUACGAGAAAUACAAUCAUGGAUGAAAAUGAUAUUCUUAUAGAAAAACAGGGUAUAAGAACAACAAAAAUGUUGUGAAUAACAAAGACGUCAAUGCUGUUUAUGGUAACUCAUGAUGAUAUCACUAAGUUGUUCUUGUUUUCUGUUCUACUAAUAUGAUAUUUCAUAAAUUUCUUGCUAUCUCUAGUUGUUUCAUCUGCUCCUGGUAGCAGCAGGGUGGUCGUUCUUACUUUGACCAACAAGCCAGAAAGACUGAGUCUUCAACUCCAGUUUUUUUUCCUCUUUCUUUAAUAUUUUACAUCCCUCUUAUUUGUGUUUUUUGCCCUUUGUGGAAAGCCUGGUUUUCAAGACAUUGCAGUUUUUUUGUUGGUCUGAACUUGUGUUACUGUGAAUAACAAAGUUUUGUCAGAAGCUGCUGGGUGGAUGGACGUGCCUUACAGGUCUCCAGUGGAAAUGUCCCCCACGCGUGGCAGCACCAGGACUGACCGGCACACUUUCAGGCUGCUUGUGUUUUCAUCACAUAUGAGCCAAAACCGCAGCAGGCAUCGACAGCAGACUGCUGCUGCCGGUUUCAAUAAAUAAUGUAAGGUCUUUUAUGCCUUUGUUUAAGAAAACGUUUGGUUUGGGAAGUGUGUUAUGAACCUGUAGAAUUCAGGAUGUCCCAGUGUUCCUGAUAGACUGGCGUGUCUCGCUUCACAACAGCCUUUCGGCCACUUCUUUUAUUCAGGUUACAUAACACUCACCAGACUCUUACUUUUUCAGCCUCUGACUAUUGUGUUCUGUGAAAGGCGUUACUUUGAAACGGUCUUAGAUGCUCAUGCAGAAGGCUUUGCUUGAACAAUGUGCGUUGAUUCAUCACAAUGUAAACCUGUGAAUAAGUCACAUCCUUAUUCAAAACGAGUUGUGGGUGUAAAGAUGGUUUCAUCGAGCUGCAUCAGUUUCUAACUCAUUGUGUCCAGCAGAGUUCACCUCUUUAAGUCCCUUAUGGUUGCACCACUGUGGUUGUACUUUGGAGCAGCUGACCUUUUUUCCUUUGUUACUGCAGCUGUUUGACUCUCCAUUUUGUGUACUUUCUUUUAAUGGCUAUUUACAACAAAGUUAGUCUCAAAAUGCUUCCCAAAAUAGCAAGAAAAACAACAAACCAAGAAAAAAAUAUGUAAUAUAAUUCUCCAAAUUAGCCAAGCUAGCUACAGUCCAACUGGGUUCAGACCUUUCCUGUAAAAUAGUAUCAACUUUAAUUCAUAAAGUCUAUAGUGACCAACAGAUUACAUGGAGGCAUAUUUUCUCCACACUAAAAGAUGAAAUCUUGUGACCACAGAGAAAAACUUUUAAAAGCAAGAACAGAAAGAAUACUUAUUCUGUUUGGCUGACCAUCUGCUGCAACCAGAUGAGGUCUGAGAAGACCAGGAGGAGAUAAAAAAAACCUGGAACAUCCAAAUAAAAGUCAAAUGAGAGACGAGUUAGCAACUGCAAUAAUCAUGUACUACUGCACAUUCAUGGAUGGGAAAUAAAAUCCUCAUUACUUUACAGAUAGCAGCAAAAGUUUUUGCUAUAUUUUUUUGAAUGUUCAGGUUAAAUGCUGAAUAUAUAACCAUCAUAUUGUGUAGUGACUGUAAUAUUUUUGCAUUUCUGUACAUGUUUUAAUAUAUAUCCUCUUUUAGGGUCAAAACACCUGGCCUCCUUUCCGUCAGUUGUACAAAAAAGCAGUAAACACAAAUGAAUGCAACAAGUACACAGGCAUUUAAUAUUAGAUAUUGAACAGUUACAUGUUGUGAGAAAAUAAGAAAUGUAACUCUAAAAAGCAAGGACAUUUUGUGUUUUUUUUUUCUUUUUUUGGGGAGGGGUUAUGUCCCUUUAAACAUUUCAUGAACAGUUUAAAAGUGAAGUUUCUGCUUUUUCUCCUGCUUGUCAAUAAAGAACUUUGUUUUUACAUUACUUAAUAUAUGCCGAAAAUUUCCCAGUUUAAGCUUCCAUUAGCAGCCUAAAACACAGGAUUUAGGCUCUACUGUUCAGCUGACAAACACAUAUAUACAUAUGGUACAAUUCAGCGGGCAGAAUUAUUUCCUCAACACUGUAAAGACAAUUCUGUUCAUUUUAAACAAUUUUUACCCUAUUUUAUACAAAAAAGUAGGUCAGGACAGGUCAAGCAGAGCAUUUUUGUUAUUCUUCAUAAAUAUGAAGAUUAUUUUAGUGUAGUUAGCUCAAACCAUUUGAUUAAACCCAUAACAAACUAACUUUGAGAAUUUAGCAAACUUGUCUCCAAAUGGAAAAAGUUAAAGAGCAUCUGGACCAUGGUGGAAUUACAGGAUGUAAAGAAACUCAAGCUUGGGGUUGUACCUCAAACUGAGCCACAAACUAUGAAUGCAACAAGAAAAUUAGUUGAUAAGAAAGCCUAAUAUGUUUGUGAGAGAGUGAGAGAGCUUCAGAACACAAUUUCUUUUCCUGAAACCGGUGCAACCUUGAUAGGCUGUCUUAAACGUAUUUUAACAGCUCCUAAUUUAGUUUCUGUGAGAAAGACGAUACAAGAACGACAUUUUGAAGAGCUGCAGAAAUGUGAAACAAAGUUGUGAGAAAUAAAAUCUUAAAUGAGAAUCUGAAAAUAAGUGUUUUACGUCAUCACCUAACUAGUCAUUGAUGGACCUUCCAAGUCUGUUUUAUUCCAAAUUCCCACAACAUUCCUUUUCUACAGCUGCAAUCUAAAUCCGAGUCAAACUUGUCUCUAAUUUGCAUGAUUAUUUAUCAAGUCUGAGUUUUUCCAACUAGUCUUCAGCUGUUCCUUCCCAGUGGUACACAACCGUUACAGUGCCCUCUGCUGGACACAUGUUGCAUAACCCUAACAGUACAGUUUGUGAGUGUUGCAUAUUUUUAUGGAGAAAAAAUAAAGAUGCAUCUUAUUUACAGGUUUGGUGAGUAGAAAAAUGCUUGAAAAAACUGAAACUGAGAAGAAACACUGUCCCGGGAAAACCAUGAGGAUGAGAAUUUGAGCUGUGGAGGCCUCGCUCCUUAAGGAGACGGUUUUUGUCUGAUUUUUAGGUGAAGAGGCCUCAUUUAUUGCACAGAAAUUUUUACUUAGUGUACAGUUGACAUGCCUUAUCAUUCCCAUUAUUCUCUUCUCCAAUGCUGUCUGAUAAUGACUUGUCAUGCUUGAAACAAGGAGAUCUCCAUCCGUUUUUUGAUCUUCGAUUAGUUGGGGUCAGAAGGUAAAGGGCUGUGAGAUGUUAGCUGGAGGAGGAAAUGUGAUCGUGGACAUCGAUGACCCUGAUUUUUAGCCUCCGUCUCCACACAUCUAUAAUAGCUGUCUCUGUGAAAUUGUUAGUGCUGCUUCUUCCCACUAACUCUGCUAGCUGAGUGAAAAAAACUCAGCGUUCACGAUAAAGCAGGACUGAUCGAGUUGGCCUUAAAUAAGACUCAUCCAGCCUCUCACUAUCCCCCAUGACUUUCCUAAUAAACAGAUCGGGAUCUCUGGAAUUUUUAUACGCACACACCUUUGAAAGUUCAGGUCAACCAUUAUCAGCAAGACAGUGCCGGAAGGAGGCGGAGGUACAGAGGAGAAGAGCGUGGAGCGAGCGUCAAUCAGCAUCAGUGUGUUCAGUCUCUCCCUUGUAAAUAUUCUGUUUGAAAAACCAUCUCACUCUGUACAGUAAAGAGACAGACAGGAUGUAACUUUCACUAUGUUUUACAGCUGUUUAAGAAAUAAGCAAAACCACAAUAAAAACGUGUAAAAACUAGAAAAUGCACCAACAAAAAUAUGCAAAAUGUAGUUAACACGCAAAUAUUACUAGACAUAAGUGAUAUAAUUGAACCUCUUUUUCUUUGAAUCUCAUGUUAAUUCUGAUAGUUUACCGAUUAUGUUAAGAAUAAUGCUUUUUUCUUCUUUUCACUGUUAAAAUUUGAGGAUAAUUUACUGUAGGUGUAGACGUUUGGUGAUUUAAGGGGAAAGGUUUAGUUUUAGCAGUCUUUGUUAAGUUGAAUUGUGUUAGAAUCUCUCUUUUUAAGGUAAGCUACUCUUAAUGCUUUUUGAGAUCAAUUAUCUACACAUUUAUGUAAUACAAUAUUACACUUAUACAGAGGUAUUUGCAUAUAGAGGCAGUAUAUUGUGAUCCUUUUUUCUUCUUUUUUUCGGCGGCGGUUGCUUUCGCUGCCCGGUUUUUGAUCUGGUCUCUUUAACGGUGAUUGCGCACAGAAUUUAGAGCCAUUGUCGGCCUGGCCUGUCCUGUUCCCUCUCUGUGUUUGGGAGUGACAUCACUGUGGUAAAGGAAUUUAGAAAAAUAUAUGUAUAUAAAAAAUGCAUUCAUGAAACUCACAUGUGCAUACACUGGAUGUUUGCCAGUGUCGAUUUUGCUGAGAAAUCCAGCACAAUAGCACAGAGAAGCCAAGCUGAAAUGCAUUUGUGCAACCCCUUAUUAAAGAUAAGCAGUUGUGUCUCAUCUUAUGUGGUUUUGCUCCAAAAGAAUCAGCUGGAGUUGCUUUAUUUGAAUCCAUCUAUUACUAAACUGUGUUCCUUGACAGCUGAACGCCCUUAAAUGUGUUGCUUUCUUGUUUAUUUUGCUUAGCCGUGCGUCUCUCCAUAUGAGGCUGCAAAUAUUAUCUGUAAUUUGCUGUGUGCAUAGGCAAUUUUGUCACCAUGCAUCCAGAAGUUAUUUCCUCUCUCUCAUUUUGUGUGCUACUAAUUCCAAUAAGUCGCUGUAAUCUUCUCCUGUGCCCUGAGAGAAGAAACUCUGUUUUUCUCCUCUGCUGCUUUCACGUCCACAGUGGUGAUUGAAAAGUGAAAAAAUGCACCCUUGUGCACAUAAACCCUAUUAGGUUUCCAUAUUUUUCUCACUGGCUGACCGAAAUUAUUUCCUGUCGUUUGCAAUAAAUGUCGCCACCAAAACUGAAAAUGCUCAGAUUGGCACGCCGAAUGUGCCGAUAAAUCAGUUCCUGUUUUUAAAGAGCUAAAACCUUCCCUAUCAGAUGUUCAGCACCUGCAACCAGCACGCAGAGAAAGCAGGGCUUGUCCAGACUCUCCAGUUCCCUUUAGGCCAGACUGGUUCCAGUUUCAUCAUGCGGGGCAAAACUUUCUGUUACAGCUCCAGAAAUUGACUCAUUGAGCCAGAACAUCCUGAUCCUGGAGGGGCUUAAAUCUAUCACAUCAGCUGAGGUUUGUGUUUUUUUUUCUGUCAGGGAAACUGACGCUCGGGACCAACUACCAUCACGCUGCAGGGAUGGACAUACCAGUGAAUCUGACAAGUGAAAACGUGUGAGAAAAAAGCUGGACUUGACUUUAAAACAUGGAAUUUUUUAUGAAUGAGUCACUGGUGUGAGUCCUUCUACAAACUGGAAGAACUAAACUGUUCCUUUCCUAGUCUGUCAUUACAAAACCUGUUUACUGGUAUUAUUUAUUGAUUUACUAGACAAUAAUGCACAAAAAUGUGUUUGUUCAUAUUCCUUGUUUUCAUUCUUCUCAGACCUAAUAUCAAUUAAGUCAAAAUCACAUAAGGGGUUGCUACUAAAUGUAUUUCACACAUUUAUGAAAGAACCGACUGUCACUGAAACAACAUAAUAAUUACGAAUAACUGUGGGUGACAAAAUUGUACCUUAUAAAUAGCAUCACUUGUAUACAUAAUACUAUACAGAAAUAUUAUUCUUGGCCGUUCUUUUCUCUUUUUGUGGCCCGUUUUUCUUUUGAAAUAAUACCAAAACUUUUACACCAUACAAACAGAAAACCACACAAAAAAAGUUGUACAGGCUGUGUAAAUACUGGACACCAGGGAACACUCCCCUUCACCUUUUUUGUAUGGAAAACGAACAAAGUAAUAUCAAUAACAAAUGGAACCAUUUCAUGACAAAAUGGCAAAAAAGGAAAAAAAAAACCACAUCAUUAAGGUACUUCUAAUAAGGAUAAUAUCUACAAUUAUAAGUGCUGAAAUAAGCCAAUUCUUUCUCUUUGUACAUGAUAAACAACUGGAGUGUUGAGUAUUAUUAAUAAAAGACUAUAAGUUUCACACCUA